CCAGGAUCUGUCUCACAAUCAAGAUUUUUACAUAAUAUCCUAAGACAUCAAAGACGUUUUGCUGAGCCCAAACUCACAGAAACACUUACACAAAGCCAUUUUCUGGACAAGAGAAUUCCGAAGCGUUGCUUUUACUUCAUUUCUCCUGCAGCGUCGAAAUUCCAACAUCCUAAACGUGUGUUUUUCUGCUCCACACCAUCCACACUGGCGGGCACCAUUCCGCCCAAAGGAGAGGAGGACUUUCUGGCGCUGGCCGCCUCCCGGCUCAGCCGCCGCAAGCGCGUCAUCGGGGCAGCAGUGGGUGUGGCCAUGGUGCUUAUUCUCUUGAUCGCCAUACCCCUGCUGGUCCACAGCACCAAAGGGGGUGGGGCUGGAAGUGCAGGAAGUCAUUACGAAAUGCUUGGCAGUUGUCGCAUGGUCUGUGACCCCUACACCCCAUCGCAACACAGCCAGGAAUUGACAUCAGUCUCACCGCGGCCUCCUGAGAUCACAAGCCGAAGAGGAAAGUCUGGAUACAGAGGGCCUCCGGGACCACCAGGUCCACAAGGACCCCCGGGAGAGCCAGGAAAGCCUGGUCCACAGGGACCUCCAGGACCUGGCCCUAAUGGUUAUGUGCCGUCCGUCUACACACCGAAGAUUGCAUUCUAUGCAGGCCUGCGGAAGCAGCACGAAGGCAGUGAAGUGCUCAAGUUUGAUGACGUGGUCACCAAUGUGGGCAACUACUAUGAACCCACUACGGGCAAGUUCACUUGUCCCCUCCCUGGCAUCUACUACUUCACCUACCACGUUCUCAUGAGAGGAGGAGACGGAACCAGCAUGUGGGCAGACCUCAAGAAAAAUGGACAGGUGAGGGCCAGCGCCAUUGCCCAGGAUGCAGACCAGAAUUAUGACUACGCCUCUAACAGCGUGAUCCUGCAUUUGGACGUAGGGGAUGAGGUGUGCGUGCAGCUAGAUGGGGGGAAGGUCCAUGGGGGAAAUACCAACAAAUACAGCACCUUUUCUGGGUUUCUCAUCUACCCUGACUGACUAUCCAUCAGCCCUGCUGCUCCUUCACCUCACAAUGCUGCUCAACACAAACACACACACACUAAACAGACCAGAAAGGAGGGACAUGCACAUUGGUUGAUGCUCGGCGCAGAAGGGCUUCACUGACAUGAUAUCAUGAGCAAAGUGUUGCUUUCAUUAAGCAGGUUUUUUUCUGACAUGUUGUUUGUAUGUUUAUGCAAAUGAUGGUAAUAUGCUCUACUUAUAUGAAUGCAAAUUUCCAAAAAAAAAAAAAUGUAUAAUAGAUAUUGCAUAUAGAACUAUAUCUACUGGAGUGUUAUCCUCCCUCAGCAUUAGAUGUACACGUGUUGAUGUUAUUCAAGCCGCGUCAUUUUUGCGUGUCCCACUUCAGUAUUCAGUUUCCUUCACACUGUUCUGAUGAUGCGUUUGGAAGAAGCUGUUAUACACACUCACGUCCGAGGCUUGGUGAGAAAGAUUUCCAUGGUCUUGUUUUCGCUAACAAGAGGACUGAUUGGUUAGUGUGGCACAACGGGAAUUCAAUACAGUGACAUAUGUAUGCGUGCACACACCACCAGUGUGGGCCUGUGAUUAAUCUAAGUUCCCUGGUUCAAUUAAUUUGACUUAAAAGUGACCGUUUGGGCUGUCAGUGUGGAAUUGGAGAUAUGGCCUGUGUGCAUGAUGUGUCUGGGUUCAAACACGCAACGUCUGAGCUGUGUAAACAUGGAUUUUUAAUGUUUCUAAACAGCCUGGCCAAGAAUAAACCAUUAAUAUACUGCUUAGGGUUAUAAUGUUCUAUGUCAGGCUUAAUAAAUGAUAAAAUUUGACCAAAAAUAGCAUAAUCGUAAGAUUCUGUCUAAGAAGUGUUUUUUAUUUUUUAUAAAAUGAGUUAAUCUUAAAUUAACUGAAAUGGUUUCAUUACUGAAAGUACCUUUUUACGCUUCAGUAAGCUUUUGUCAUGUGACAUUCGAAAAAGGUAAUGACCCCCAAAUCAUUAAACUAAUAACAUCUGAAAGAACUAAAAAAAAACUAAACGCCAACAUUAGCACAGAGUGGUAAUUUUUUUUUUAUUCCAAUUUUGACCUUUUUUGACCUAAAUUGUGCCCACACAAAAAUGUAUUCACACCAAUAAUUACUAUUAAUGUAUUUGUGACUUCUCCGAUUAUUUGGAUUUUUGUGCAUUCGAAAAAAAAAGUCAUGGCCAAAUAAAAAUUAGUUAGUUAAAUUAUUUGUCGAAAUAAGGGCAGUCCUGACUGCAUGAGUGUGUGUGUGUGAUUGUGUGUGACAGUAUGUUUCAUUUGUAAUAAAAAUGAUGAUAAAGGUUCUUCUUAUUAAAAAUGUUCCUGUAAAUUUGCCAAAUCUUGUAAUUUGACGUGACAGAGCAAAAAAAAGUGGAUUCUGGAUGUCUUAUAGUAAUUCUGUCCACAGUUGGAUUUGGCAAGUUGAGCCACGUGCAAAUAUAAACAAAUGCAAUUACACAU
Messenger RNA from Clarias gariepinus (North African catfish), 2483 nucleotides. RefSeq names its product complement component 1, q subcomponent-like 4 (gene c1ql4a). The transcript is spliced from 3 exons. The record is from RefSeq and is a predicted model, not a curated record. Lineage: Eukaryota; Metazoa; Chordata; Actinopteri; Siluriformes; Clariidae. Gene Ontology annotation, molecular function: protein binding. The coding region runs from base 310 to 1026 and encodes 238 amino acids.